AUGCACCAGUUCAACACCAACCUCUCCACUGCCUUGUCCCUCCUGGGGAGCACCAGCAACUCUGCUGACAUGAGGCCAGUUUUAAACAUAUUGGUUGAUGUCUCUGCUGCCAGAAAUGUCGUGGCAGGAGGCUUUAUAGGGUACACUGAAAGGAACAGAAAUCUGGUUCCUGAGGUGUACCUGGAGAAACCUGCGCAAGUUGGGCCAAAGCCAGGGAGAGCAGGAAGCCUGGCUUUCCCUCUGAAAUUUAAGAACCAGGACUUUGUUCGUCUGAGAGACCACUGUCUGAAUCAUGGCUUACUUUUUGAAGAUGAGACAUUCCCUGCACAUAUAGCUUCCAUUGGCCCUAAACUUGUACAAGGCAAUCUACAUCGGAUAAAGUGGCAGAGACCAACUGAUAUACUCCCGAAUGCCAGUUUAGUUGUGGACUACAUAAGCAGAUUUGAUAUUCUUCAAGGGAACAUAGGUGAUUGUUGGGUUCUGGCAGCUCUGGGUUCUUUGACCCUACAACAGCGGUUCCUGGAAAAUGUUAUUCCAGAAGGCCAAGGAUUCAAACACAAUUAUGCAGGAAUUUUUCAUUUUCGGUUCUGGUACUUUGGAGACUGGGUGGAUGUGGUGAUAGAUGACCGGCUGCCUUUUGUUGAUGGAAAAUACUUAUUUGUUAAGCCUCGGAGCAGAAACGAAUUCUGGCCCCCGCUGCUUGAAAAAGCCUAUGCCAAGUUGCGUGGUUCUUAUCAGAAGUUGCAUUGGGGCUUCAUUGAAGAGGCUUUAGUGGACCUCACAGGUGGGGUCCAGAUGUCUUUUGAACUUCAGUGCUUUUCCUCUAGUCUACAUGAGAUAGUGAAAGCCGCUGCCAAGACAGGUUGCCUCAUGGGAUGCAUCACUCCUGGAAAGCGCUCCACAGGUAGCAUAACAGGGAAGAAUGGAAUUGUGCAUGGGCAUGCCUACACUGUUGUAGAGGCCGCAGAGCUCCCCUAUAUGGGUAAGAUGGAACGUUUAAUCAGAAUUUGGAAUCCUUAUGGCCAUAUGGAAUGGAACGGAGCUUGGAGUGAUAGUUCCACAGAGUGGGAUCGAGUCCCAAAACAAUUCAAGAAAGAUUUGUAUGAGAAUAAGGAUAAUGGCGAGUUCUGGAUGUCAUAUGAAGAUUUCAAAGAAAAUUUUAUAUUCCUGUGUGUUUGUAAUGAUGUGCCAACAUUCCUGGACUUUGAAGAGCAGAGCAGCAGCAUAUGGUCUGUGCAAACAUAUGUCAACCGAUGGGUUCAUGGUCUUUCCUCAGAAGGGAGCACUCAUUAUAAAGGUGCCCCUUCAAGAAAGCCUCAGUAUUUCAUCCAAGUGAAGGAGCCUGACACGAACAAUAGCAAUGUUGUGGUUUCACUGACACAAAAACCUGUAAAUAAUGCAAACAAUUCCCAACUACAGGGCAUUCGUUUCCAGAUAUUCAAGGAUAGAACCACACUUUACAACGAGAAAUUCCAAAUACGACGAGAUGUCACUGAGGGAUUUCACUUGAGCCCUGGGACCUACAUCAUUAUUCCAGAAAUAUUGCAAGGAGGCCAAGAGUCAGAAUUCCUUCUACGAAUCUUUUUGAAGAGUCAAAACAACUUCAGGCCACCAACUACUGAGCUGAGCCCAGUGGUAACAAAGGAUAUGCCCAAGUGGAAUCAAGGCAGCCUCUAUGAAAACAUCUUCCUAAGAUAUGCUAAUCAGCUCUCCUACUUAGAUGCCUCACAACUGCAAAGGAUCCUUAAUGAAAUAUUCCUGAAAGAUCUAAUGGCCAGUUUGGGAAGCAGAGAUGGAUUCAGCUUCGAUUCAUGCAGGAGCCUUUUAGCUCUGAUGGAUACCAAUGCUAAUGGAAGACUUACACUGCAAGAGUUUGAAAAACUUUGGCGAGAUCUCUACAAAUAUAAGGACAUUUUUAAAAGAGAAGAUGAAAAUAAUUCUGGAUUCCUAGAUAUUUCCAAUUUGAGAAGAGUAACACAGAGUGCAGGGCUCUUCAUCAGUGACAAGAUCCUCCAGCUGAUGACUGUGCGACAUGGUGACUCUGCUAUGAGGAUGAACUGUUCUGAUUUUGUGUGUUGUAUGAUUCGUCUUGAAACCAUGGCAAAGGUAUUUCGCAAUUUAUCUGCAGAUGGGAGAGGAAUCUAUUUCACUGAAAACGAGUGGAUGACAAUGAUAAUGUAUUGCUAAGGAGGAGGCAAGACUCUAUAAAUGCUG
Molecule: messenger RNA, 2214 nt
Organism: Rhineura floridana
Lineage: Eukaryota; Metazoa; Chordata; Lepidosauria; Squamata; Rhineuridae
Gene: CAPN13
Product: calpain 13
Exons: 21
Coding region: 1-2187 (728 amino acids)
Biological process (GO): proteolysis
Cellular component (GO): cytoplasm
Molecular function (GO): calcium-dependent cysteine-type endopeptidase activity; calcium ion binding
Source: RefSeq, a predicted model, not a curated record